GACAACGUUGAUAAUGGUUAUACCAUAAUUAAUGACAGCAGUUACAAUGGUAAUGGUAAUAACAAUGGUAAUGGCAAUGGUAAUUACAAUACCGGAAGCGAAAAUGGUAAUUAUAACGGAAACAAUAAUGGUAACUAUAAUGGUGUAGAAAAACCAGAAGAAAAACCAGAAGAGAAACCAGAAGAAAAACCAGAAGGAAAACCAGAAGAGAAACCAGAAGAAAAACCAGAAGAAAAACCAGAAGAAAAACCAGAAGAAAAACCAGAAGAGAAACCUUCUAGUUCUACUGUAGAAGCUGGUGCUAAAUCGAGUGGAACUAUAAUUGAAAUUUUUUCUAGUACAACUGAUGAAAGUGUUCACACUGAUGAACCAAAACCUUCAAAGAGUAUUGCUGAUAGUCAUGAAACUACAGAUUACACUAUUAUUCAAGCAACUAAUGGUGCUAACAAUUUAUCAAUCAAGUUCAGCACUAUGUUGUUACUUUUAUUAUCUUUUCUUACUUAA
Messenger RNA from Ascoidea rubescens DSM 1968, 504 nucleotides. RefSeq lists its product as uncharacterized. The record is from RefSeq and is a predicted model, not a curated record. The annotation marks the transcript as partial. Lineage: Eukaryota; Fungi; Ascomycota; Saccharomycetes; Ascoideales; Ascoideaceae. The transcript has a single exon.